Molecule: messenger RNA, 578 nt
Organism: Erigeron canadensis
Lineage: Eukaryota; Viridiplantae; Streptophyta; Magnoliopsida; Asterales; Asteraceae
Product: protein phosphatase 1 regulatory subunit INH3
Exons: 1
Coding region: 111-440 (109 amino acids)
Cellular component (GO): nucleus
Molecular function (GO): protein serine/threonine phosphatase inhibitor activity; protein phosphatase 1 binding
Source: RefSeq, a predicted model, not a curated record
UACCUACCAUAGAAUAUCCACUAUAUACGUACUCAGUUAGUCAAAUUUAAAUCCAUUUCCCCCAAAUCAAAACACGAAACACACACAUACAAACCCUAGAAAAGGCAAACAUGGCGAGACCUGCGAUGCAAUCAACAUCCACCACCACAACAACAAUAACCCUAGAAAACAGCAACACGACACCAGCAUCAGCAACAACAACGUUAACAUUAACCUUAAAUCCAAGGAAGAAAAAGGUCACAUGGAAAGAAGGUACAGUGGACAACGAAUUCCUAGAUAAAAAAAGCUCUAAAAAAUGUUGUAUUUUUCAUAAAGAAAAACCUUUUGAUGAAGAUUCUAGCGAUGACGACGACGAUCGCGAUCAUCAUAAUCAUAAUCAUGAUUGUGGUGGUGGUGAUGGUGGAUUGAAGAAGAAUGAUGACGGCGCAUCAACUAGCUAGGUUAAUUUUGUUAUAUAUAAUCUGAUAUGUAUGUAUAGAUUUAGAUGGAUCUGAUGGAAUUGGAAAUGUAUUCUGAGAUGUAUUCUUGCUGUGUUGAUUGUUUUGUGUUAUUGAUUGACCCGAUAUCGGUUUACUUUC